Colletotrichum phormii is the source of this 994-nucleotide messenger RNA. RefSeq lists its product as uncharacterized. The record is from RefSeq and is a predicted model, not a curated record. NCBI's taxonomy places the organism in Eukaryota, Fungi, Ascomycota, Sordariomycetes, Glomerellales, Glomerellaceae. Bases 77 to 994 code for a protein of 305 amino acids. The transcript is spliced from 3 exons.
UACAAAGAACACCCUCUCGGAUGCCCACGACGAUCUUGAGGUAGGCGGUCUCAGAGAUGACCAGGAGGGCGAUGCGAUGAGCCCUCACAUCAACUAUUCCAACCACCCCAAUGUCAAGGCCCUACCGGGACUUGACUUCGGCGUUGGAGAUGGUGUGCCAAUUCUGAAUCGACGUCAUUCCGGUCUUUUCCGCCGUAUCGUGCUUCCACAAGACGCAUCCAACAAUCCGCGCUCUGCGCAAGGCACCAAAUCCGUCGCCAGUCGACUUCAAGCUGUGUUCCAGGCAGCGAUUCGCACCUACGAGGAGAAUGAUGGGGUCCCGACGAUGAGAAACCUUUGGACUUCUACCUUUGAGAAGCUUCGUCUCUCUGACAAAACCUGGGACUUCGAUAUUUCCUACAGGAACACUCCCGUUAUCAUUUACAAGAUCACGGCAGCCCGCAGUCGGUUUCUGAACAGCGAUGCCGACAAGUCGUCGAUCCCUGCGGAGUUCUUCGAGUUCCUCCAUACCAUCGACACCUUCAUCCUAAAGGUCGAAUCUAGCAUCGGCAAGAACAAAAGCAAUCCGUUGAAGAAGAAGCGUCCCCACGACGACGAGACUGAAGAGAGCCAGCAUGCGCUGAAGAGGACCCGAGUCGCAGAUGUAUACGAAGACAUUGAGAAGAAGACUAAGGAGGAGCAGAUUCAAUACUGGAAAGAGACGGCGUUGGGUCUAAAGAAAGAGCUUGAGGGACGGGAUGAGGCGUUCGAGGGACUCAACAAGCUCCUUCACGAGAUGAAGCACCACGAGAAUCGGAGCAAUCUGGAGUUAAAUAACUUUGUUUCUCAUCUUUGGGACGAAGCUCUUCCUCAGAUCAACAGCAAGCAGAGACAACAGGGCAAGGCGGAGUGGGCUUCAUCCCAGCUCCAGAGGUACUUGAGAGCUACUGGAUCGAGCAACAUUGCUGACGCUAUGCUUGGCAUCUGCGACUUUGCUGAUCGUGAACACAUGUAG